Messenger RNA from Lodderomyces elongisporus, 2094 nucleotides. RefSeq lists its product as uncharacterized. Bases 1 to 2094 code for a protein of 697 amino acids. Gene Ontology annotation, biological process: retrograde transport, endosome to Golgi; protein targeting to vacuole. The record is from RefSeq and is a predicted model, not a curated record. The transcript has 3 exons. Gene Ontology annotation, molecular function: phosphatidylinositol-3-phosphate binding. NCBI's taxonomy places the organism in Eukaryota, Fungi, Ascomycota, Pichiomycetes, Serinales, Debaryomycetaceae. Gene Ontology annotation, cellular component: endosome.
AUGAGCAGUGGCCUUUAUAAUACAGCGGAAGAUAUAGACCCGUGGUCGUCAGCAUCGAAAUGGAAUGAUGAUCCUGACCCUCUUUUAUCGGCUGCAACCGAUAGUCUUAAUCUCGGCAGCAACAAUAAUAAUACUAAUAAUGAUAGUCACAACAACGAUACCAACAAACCGUCAAUUGGUAAGUCCCAGUUUCCUUCACUUUACCUCACCUCGUCACAAUUACUCCAGAAAGAUUCUCUUGAACCACGUCUGAGCAAAAAUAACACAAUCUCAAAUAUUCCCCAAUCAUACGAACAAUUACAUUCUGAGUUGUUGAAUAAACUCACAACCAUCAACGACUUGGAGUACCAUAUAUUAGACAAUUUAAUUGAGCUAGGAUAUUUGACGACAUACCAGAAAUCAAGGAUACUUGAUGCUGUGUACGACAAUGACCUUUUGCCAAUUACAUUAAGUCAGAAUUUCUACCAGAUUUUAGGCUUGAUUGCAUUAGAGAUUGACGUUCCCGGCUCUGGUGAUUACGUUACUCUCCAGUUCCGUCGGAAUAAUUUACCGGAACUUCCAGAGAAAUUUGUGCAGAAGAUUAGAAAAGAAGAAGAAGGUAUUAUCAACGAUCCCUUAAUGGCCAAUAGUUCUCGACACUUGGGUGGUACUGACAAUGACGAAGAUGAGAACGAGAUUAAAGACGAAAAUGGUAACCACAAAAGCAAAACCAAUAAUGACAACGACUGGUCGGGACAAGUUAUUCAAAACGAUCCCGUUCUUACAGACCACUCAGAGUCUCAGCAUGUAUUGUCUGGAACCGAGCCAGGGGGUGUAGGAGCAAGUAAUGAUAUUCCAAUUGAUACGCAAUACAUUGAAAAAUACAUCGAGGGUAUCCGGGAUGAAUUUAAGCCACUAUUACUGGACCAAGAUCCUAUAAAGAUCAAAGAAGUACCAGAAAAGGAAGGCUUAUUGUUCAAACACAUCAAUUAUAUUAUUUCUCAUUCAUUAACCUUGGGAAAAAGUGGCAUAUCAGGACAAAAAAAAGUAGUAAGAAGAUAUUCUGAUUUUGCAUGGUUGUUGGAGUACUUGUUGCAAAAAUAUCCAUUUAGGGUUAUCCCAGGUUUGCCGCCAAAAAAGUUUUCAGGAGCUUCUCCUGAUUCGCAGUUUUUGCAACGGCGUCGUCGUGGGUUACAUAGGUUUUUGAACCAAUUGAUCAAGCACCCUGUUUUCAAAGAAGAACCUAUUGUGCAGUCAUUUCUAACCGUCCCUACAGAUCUCACUACUUGGAAAAAGCAGGCUAAAAUUGAUUACUCGUUAGAGUUUAAGGGACGGAAAAUAGAAACAGAUUUCAUCAACGUGAUAUGGCCAGCAAUUAGCGAAGAGUUUUUGAGAAAUUGGACCAAGGCAGAGCAAAAUAUCAAGAGUAUUAUUGAGAGAUGGACGAAAAUAGUCAUUAUUGUUGAGAGACACGAAAGAAGACAACAACAGAUGAGCUUUGAUAACCUGCGGUUUGUUGAUAUUGCCAAUCUGUUUAAAACUUUGGACUUGGCUUUAUAUCCAAUGGAAAAAUCAUCGUUUUUGCAGAGCAACGAUAUCGGUGAAAUCAACUCGGGUUUGUCUUCUGUGGCGAAUCUUUAUACAAAGUCUUCUCAGUUGCUCAUAGAUGACAGCUUUCUCAUCAAUACAAAAACACUUGAAAAAUUGAAAAACUAUAUGGACUACCUUUACUCAUUGCAAGAGUUGUUUGAAAGAAGUAAACGGUUAUCAAGUAAUGAAAUUGAAGUUCUCAACAAGAGAAUCAAGGAAAACGAGUCCAAAUUCAAGAAACUUGUAUCGGAAGAGAAUGCAAAUAACUCUCGUUCUCCAGAGGUGACACGGUUGAGGCAAUUGAUUAUAAAUGACAAGCAAGAGAUUUUCCAGCAGCUCAAUAAGGACUGGUUGAUUAAGCAAUGUUGUUUCAAAGAGUAUGUUAUGUUUCAGGAAACACAAUAUUUGAUCAGCGAGAUUUGGCUUGAGUGGUGCAAGGACAGAUUGAAACUUCAGGAGAAAUUGGUUGCAUUGUAUGACAACGUUAACAAUGAACUUUUGAGUGAUAUGCCUACAAGUCGUUGA